CUUGCCACCAUGACCUCGACAGACGCACCUACCUUGCAAGUAAAUCGUUUAAACAGCCAUGUACACUAUUGCUCAAGAAGCAGAGAUAAACCGAAUUCUCUCCUCUUCUGCCCCUCAAACCAUUCUUCAAGUCCAGCGCAGCUCUACAAAGCAAACCUUGAAACAAACAUACCGAAUCAAAGCUUUACUGGUUCAUCCGGACAAAUGCGAUCAUCCACGGGCUGAGGAAGCGUUUGUGAGGUUGCGGACAGCUUUUGAGACUAUCUCGGCGGGGAAUGGACCUUGGAGGUCGGGAGAUGAGGAGAAAACAUCAGGAAUGGGCACGCAGAGGGAACGAGAACGUCAGGAUUCAUUCGAGGGACAACAAACUCGUAGUUCAUCUCAUCUUUACUCACGACCACACCUCUUUCAAACCUCCAUUCGCCUCAAGGAAGCGUACCUCUCUGCACAACAAGCCCGCAACAACCUUGAAAAUGCUUUUGAAACCGCCACUGAAAGAUCCUAUGCAAGGGCCCAGUCUCGCUCCCAUCAAAGUGACCGUACAGCUUACCGUUCCGCAUCCGCCAAACUACACAAAGAUUUACAUUCCACCAAAAAGUCGUUAGACGACACUUUGGAUCAAUUUAUACUCGAGGCUGGACAUUUGGCAGAUCAGUCGGCGUCGAUGCCUGGAUUUGCAUCCCUGAGGUCACGCUCAGACGAAGAGAUGGCUUUUUGGAGGGAAAUGGACAAGAGCUCAUUGGACGAACUUCGUGCUUUCAGGGAACAGGUUGGGGAAAAUCGUGCGGAGAGGGAUACCAUGUCAGAAGUGCGGAAUCGAGAAAGGGAGGUGGCGGAUGAAAGGUUGAGAUGGAGAAGGGAAGCAGGUCUUGCGGGAGAGAAGGAGGAAAGGCGGAGGCGAGAGAAACGGAAAAAGAGAAAGGAGAAGGAACAAAUUGAAAAGCAACAGAAAGAGGAGGCUAAAAGGGCGGAAAGCGUAGAAGGCAUUACUCGCGACCUCUCAUCGUCCUCCAUUUAAACAACACUCUCUUGGGCUUGUUAUCUCUUUUUCCAAUGUAUCGCAUCGGUUAACAAGAUUCUGUUCAUCAUCUCACCAAAAAUAACACAACAUGCCCCAUAUCAAAAAUCACGACAAACAACUACUAGCCGACAUGAUGACGAGAAAAAAAAGUUCUUUCUCCCACUUCGC
This is a messenger RNA of Spizellomyces punctatus DAOM BR117, 1189 nucleotides long. RefSeq lists its product as uncharacterized. Lineage: Eukaryota; Fungi; Chytridiomycota; Chytridiomycetes; Spizellomycetales; Spizellomycetaceae. The record is from RefSeq and is a predicted model, not a curated record. The coding region runs from base 59 to 1018 and encodes 319 amino acids. The transcript has a single exon.